Balaenoptera musculus (blue whale) is the source of this 1524-nucleotide messenger RNA. It is a transcript of the gene L3HYPDH, whose product is annotated as trans-L-3-hydroxyproline dehydratase. The transcript has 5 exons. NCBI's taxonomy places the organism in Eukaryota, Metazoa, Chordata, Mammalia, Artiodactyla, Balaenopteridae. Gene Ontology annotation, molecular function: hydro-lyase activity. The record is from RefSeq and is a predicted model, not a curated record. The coding region runs from base 119 to 1183 and encodes 354 amino acids.
AGGCCCCGCCCUUGAGGUGGCGCUGCGGCCUGGCCCUCUGGCGCGGAGGAGGCGGGUGGACAGGCGGCUGGAAGCGCUAGCGGCCGUGCGGUGGUCGAUUCCCAUCUGGACGCAGACGAUGGCGAGCCCGCCGGCUGUGCCCCGGCUGCCUCCGCACGACCCGAGGACGCCGGCUCUGUCGGUGGUGGACAUGCACACGGGCGGCGAGCCCCUGCGCAUCGUGCUGGCGGGGUGUCCGGAGGUGGUCGGCCCCACGCUGCUGGCCAAGCGGCGCUACAUGCGCCAGCACCUCGACCACGUGCGGCGACGGCUCAUGUUCGAGCCCCGGGGGCACCGGGACAUGUACGGGGCUGUGCUGGUGCCGAGCGAGCUGCCUGACGCGCACCUGGGCGUCCUGUUCCUGCACAACGAGGGCUACAGUUCCAUGUGCGGCCACGCGGUGCUGGCUCUGGGCCGGUUCGCGCUCGACUUCGGGCUGGUGCCAGCGCCCCCCGCCGGCGCCCGCGAGGCCCUGGUCAACAUCCACUGCCCGUGCGGGCUGGUGGCCGCCUUCGUGGAGUGCGAGGGCGGCCGCACUGGCGGCCCGGUGCGCUUCCACAGCGUCCCGGCCUUCGCGCUGGCCACAGAUCUCCUAGUGGAUGUUCCCGGUCAUGGAAAGGUGAUGGUGGACAUUGCAUAUGGUGGCGCGUUUUAUGCGUUUGUUAGUGCUGAAAAGUUAGGACUUGAUGUUUGUUCCACAAAGACAAGGGACCUCAUGGAUGCAGCAAGUGCUGUGACAGAAGCAGUGAAAGCUCAGUUUAAAAUUAAUCAUCCUGACAGCGAAGACCUUGCCUUUCUAUAUGGAACUAUAUUAACAGAUGGAAAAGACGCUUAUAGUGAGGAACCAACCACCAACAUCUGUGUGUUUGCAGAUGAACAGGUUGACAGAAGUCCUACCGGCUCAGGAGUGACAGCCCGAAUUGCCCUACAGUAUCACAAAGGGCUUCUAGAACUGAACCAGACCAGAGCCUUUAAAAGCAGUGCAACCGGCUCAGUAUUCACAGGGAAGGCUGUGAGGGAAGUAAAAUGUGGUGAUUUUAAAGCUGUUAUAGUGGAAGUAUCUGGACAAGCCCAUUACACAGGUACAGCAAGCUUUAUAGUAGAAGAUGAUGACCCACUGAGGGAUGGAUUUCUUCUCAAAUGACUUAUAUGACUUUUAAGGGCUUUCUUUAAAUUGUUAUCAUAAGUAAUUUUUCUCUGAAUUACGUGGAAAACUGUAUCCAAAUUGUACAUGUAAGCCAACUAACAUUCUUCUUAAAAUAAUAUACUGUGGUUAAAUAUAAAGUCAUUAUUCCUCAUAUUUAUACAUGUGUAUUGGUAUAAAUAUUGCUUAUAGAAUACAAAAUGCAGAAUACUUUUCUAAUUAUUAACAUAUCAGGUAAAAUUAAAACCUUAGUUCUUGUUACUUUUAAAUAUUCCUCUGUGGUAAUUACUAUAAUAUUCUGUUUUAAAUGCUCUUUGAAUAAUAGCUUCAAUUGUAGCCCU